This is a messenger RNA of Stereum hirsutum FP-91666 SS1, 1261 nucleotides long. Its product is annotated as DHS-like NAD/FAD-binding domain-containing protein. The transcript has 11 exons. The coding region runs from base 1 to 1116 and encodes 371 amino acids. Lineage: Eukaryota; Fungi; Basidiomycota; Agaricomycetes; Russulales; Stereaceae. The record is from RefSeq and is a predicted model, not a curated record. Gene Ontology annotation, molecular function: NAD+ binding.
AUGAGAGUCUCCGUCCCCACCAUCCCUCACACGGUCGUCUCGUCGGGGGUCCCUAUUCCGCCAGCUGAAGCUAUAGAACGAAUAUCUACGUUUCUUCGACCAGGAAAUGUUGCGGUGCUAACUGGAGCUGGUGUGAGCGUCGACUCAGGCGUUAAGGCCUAUCGAGGAAAAGAUGGGCGGUACAUGAAUCCGAACUAUAAACCUAUAUUUUAUCACCAAUUAAUGGAGAAUGGCCCUCGUGGUCACGCGUACAGACAGCGUUACUGGCUUCGAAGUUAUAUUGGUUACCCUCCUGUUCGAGACACCCUCCCGAACACAACACACUUCGCCAUUGCCGCCCUCCAGCACUCAAAGAAUGUGAUAAACCUAAUCACUCAGAAUGUGGAUGGGUUACACCACAAGGCAGUCAAGCAUGUGUGGGAUAGCAGAACGGUACAGGACAGCAUACUUGAGCUGCAUGGCACGCUUCAUAGAGUACAUUGCAAAUUUGGCCAUGGAUUUGAUCGCGAUCAAUUUCAAGAAUGGCUCGGUGAUGCCAAUCCGGAGUGGAAGGCGUAUAUGGACGACAUGGAGAAGACAGGGCAGAAGCCCAAGACGAAUCCAGACGGAGAUGUUGCCCUAGAGGGAGUGUCAUACGAUAAUUACGUCGUCCCGGGCUGUCCAGGCUGCCUCAGCGAAGGUCGACGGAACAACGUCAUAAAACCGGAUGUCAUAUUCUUCGGGGAAUCCAUCGGGCAAGAAGUGCGGGACAGAAGUUACCGAAUAAUCAACGAGUGCGAUCGCCUAUUCAUCAUCGGUACCACAUUAGCAACAUACUCUGCCUUUCGACUUCUGAAGCACGCUAUGGAGCUGAAGAAGCCCGUGCUCCUGUUGAAUGUAGGUCCGACUCGAGCAGAUAGCAUCCCAGGCAUAGACAAGAUCGAAAUUCCCAGCGGGCAGAUCCUGCGGGAAGUCGUACGAAACGUCCUAGGCACGCGGGCGACAUACGAUCCUUCCAUCCGCGAGAUGCUCGAGAGUGGGAUCGUCGACCCUCCGACUGACGAAGGCUAUGGCGACGGAACGCAGGCAAACGCACCACUGAACGCUGUUGCUGCCGCUGCUGCAAGGGGUCCAUGAGACCGCGUUAUCGCAAACCGUGUAGUAAUUCGUCAGACGGUUGUCUCCUUAGAAAUGUUAUCUGUAUCCUGAUCGUGUUCACUGCAUCCAGCGACUCCCUGCGAACCGCCUACGUGGGUCGAAGUAGUGAGAAGCUGGACAUCCU